AGCAAAGGCAAAGGCAGACGACCAGAGUUCGGUCUCGACAUUCCUCUCCUCGACCUCCUUCGACGCCCUUUGCUCCUUCACUGCUCCUCUAGACCUUCAUACUUCACCAUGUUGCGCACAGUCUCUGUCCGUCUUGCUCCUCGCGCCAUCUCCAGGGUUGCGCCCCGUGUAGUUGCUAGCAGGGUUGCCAGUUACUCGACUGCUGCUGAUAAGUUGGAUGCCCCUGGGUCAAGCCAGGCUGUCGACCCCAAGAUCGUUUCUAUUGUAGACCAGAUUUCUGGAUUGACCCUUCUCCAGACGGCCGACUUAGUGUCUUUGUUGAAGACCCGUCUCAACAUUCAGGAAAUCGCUAUGCCUUCUGGAGGCUAUGCUGCUUCUGCUGGUCAAGCUGCCGCUGCAGCCCCUGUUGAGGAGGAAAAGGUUGUUGAGAAGACCGAAUUCAGCGUCAAGCUGGAAAAGUUUGACGCUGCUGCCAAGGCAAAGUUGAUCCGUGAGAUCAAGAACAUUAUUCCCGGAAUUAACUUGGUUGAGGCCAAGAAGUUCGUUGAGGGAGCACCAAAGGUCGUCAAGGAGAACUUGAACAAGGCUGAUGCCGAGAAGCUGAAGAAGACUCUUGAAGAUCUGGGUGCCACUGUCUCAUUGGAAUAAAUAUCACAUUUGUAUUGUUUUUUGCUACUAUGUUUUUGCUGGGC
Gamsiella multidivaricata is the source of this 692-nucleotide messenger RNA. Its product is annotated as ribosomal protein L7/L12 C-terminal domain-containing protein. Gene Ontology annotation, molecular function: structural constituent of ribosome. Gene Ontology annotation, cellular component: ribosome. The record is from RefSeq and is a predicted model, not a curated record. Lineage: Eukaryota; Fungi; Mortierellomycota; Mortierellomycetes; Mortierellales; Mortierellaceae. The transcript has 6 exons. The coding region runs from base 109 to 648 and encodes 179 amino acids. Gene Ontology annotation, biological process: translation.